Molecule: messenger RNA, 1839 nt
Organism: Acanthamoeba castellanii str. Neff
Lineage: Eukaryota; Discosea; Longamoebia; Acanthamoebidae
Product: MIT domain containing protein
Exons: 13
Coding region: 1-1839 (612 amino acids)
Biological process (GO): cell division
Cellular component (GO): plasma membrane
Source: RefSeq, a predicted model, not a curated record
AUGCAAAGUAGGCUCGAGCUGGAGGGGCGAGGCGUGUUGCUGCUGCAAGCUGCCAUACAAAGCGACACUAGGGGCGACUAUGCCAAGGCCGUGGAGCAGUACGAAGCCGCCCUCCAGUGCCUCGUCGAGCUCACCCUCCUCUAUUCUUCAGAAUCGGAGAAAGCGCUGAAGCAGGGGCUGCGCACGAAGAUGACAGAGGUGGCCGACCGUGCGGAGACGCUGCGAACGUUCCUCCGGGAGCAAGAAGCCCGGGAGAAGGAGGCCGAGAAGAAGGAAGCAAAGGAUCUGCGGGAGUGUGAGGAGGUGUUGCAGAUCGAAGGUGUACAGUGUCUUCAUAUUCAUGCGGGGGAACAGGAGGAAGUUGGGAGGGGAACGCUACGCAUACUCAAGGUCCCCAUAGCCGACAGCGAGAUGCGCUCACACAAGCAUUUGUUCCGCUCGUUUGAAGCGGAGCAGGUGAACGGGGAGGAGGUGGUGCGGCUCACGUUCCUCGCCCUGGGUGAGUGCCAGCUUCCGCUCAUCCCGGGCCUGCCCUGCCUCCGCACCACGCCGCUCUCCUUCCUUCUGCCCAUGCAGCAGGAGGGUCACUACGUCGCCUAUAUUUUUCCCAACAAUAUUCCUCCGAUCUACAUCGACGUGUUCGAGCGAAAGAUGCGCGAGGUGUGCGAGGUGAAGCACUCGUACGGCGACGCGACCCACGCCGACGACCUCCACCGCCAGGAUUCGGCAGCGCAGCAGCCCUAUUCGGUGGAGGAGGUGGAAGAGGAGGAGGAGGAGGACGGCAGCGAAGGUGAGGGGAGUGUGGAGGAAGGGGCGAAGGAAAAGACGAGCGCGCAGGACAAGAAGGUGGUGGUGGUGGACAGGACCGACGUGAAGAUCACCAGCGACGAUGGCGAGUCGUGGCAGGUCACCAACGAGGUCGUCACCUUCAGCUCCAACGCCGAGGGCGCCAUCGUUCCCUACAAGCCGUUCGACGCGCGAACGGCGAGCUAUUUGGAUUAUGUCGCGUCCGCCAUCGACACGGGCAGUGCCUACCUCAGUGAGCGACUCGAGAAGGGCAGCGAGGUCUUUGCGCAUCGGCUGGCCGAGACGGUGCAGCAGGCCAAGGAGUCCGGCUGGCUGACCCCCAACGAGGAGGAAAUGAAGGUCAACCCGCUCGUCAAGGGCACCAUCUACUACGGCAGCCGCGUGUCUCCCAUCGCCGUCACAGCCUCCGGAGCGGUGGUGAACGGGCUCGUCUACGCCGCCGAGGGCUUGGGCAAGCUCGUGGGCAAGGGCGUGGCCAAGGCAGUCCCGUCGGGCGGAGACGGUGGUGGCUAUGCGCCCGUCAAGUCAGCGAUGGGUGUUGGCGGUUCGACCGUGCGAGGCGUGGUUACGGUCUGGGAGGCGCUGGAGAACGCCGGCAAAACGGUGCUGACGGCAUCGAGCGGAGCCACGGUGACUGUGGUCCAGCACAAGUACGGCUCGGAAGCCGCCGAGGUUGUGGGCCAGAGCUUCGCGGUCGGCGCUGACGUCUUCCAGACCGUCAGCAACGUCCGAUCGCUCGGUGUGAAGAAGCUCGCCAAGAGGGCCGCCAAGAAGAGCACCAUCAGCGCUGCGCGAACGGUGGUCACUAUCAAAACCGACGAAUCGGGCAAGCCGCUGGCCAUCGAAGACGUGAAGCAGAGGCCCGUGCCCACCAUCGAGUUCCCCAUGCCCGAGGAAGCUUCGUCUCCAUCGCCGUCGCCGGGAGGCCAACAGCUGUUGCUGGAGGGGCGACAGCCGUACACACCACUCGUCACCAUCGAGGAAGUGGACCACCGCACGGAGGAUCACAAGCACGCACAAACUCCCUUGUAA